AUGUCCUCUUUCAGCAGUCCCAAAUCAGAUGACCCUGAACAGCUACCAUUCCUGAAAUCCUUGGAUCAAGGCAUUUCUGAUAAAUGCAAGCAACCGACCUCCCAGUUCCACCAUGACGAUAAACCAAUGGCAACAAGGGUUUUAUCCCACUUAAUGGUCUUUGUCCUGACCUCGGCAGCAUGGAUCGUGGUAAUUUUGCUGGUUCGAUCGCCACCUUCAUACCGAAAGUCGGGUUUUCAUACCGCUGGAGCCUCGCACCAACACAACAUCACAUCCAACGCGCACUUGAUAAGCUGCGGAACCUCGACUACGGAGGCACGACAAGCUGGAUGCAAAUAUGACGUCCUCCUUAAUCAUUGGGUGCCAUCAGAAUGCUGGGACGAGGAGUUCGUCCAAGAGUACCAGGACGACCGGAGUUGGGGUGCUUAUGCGGAUGAACUUUUGACGCAAGAGAUCACUUCGAUCGACGACAUGUCGGAGCGCAAGUACUAUUAUACCUCUGUGAGAGAUCACAUCAACCAUUGUGCAAUCGUGUGGAAGAAACAGUAUUGGACUCUGUUUGAAGAAGCUCCAGCGUUUGAUAGUGUCAUCGCCGCUCCUUUCCAUACCGAUCACUGCGCUCAAUAUUUGAUGGAUGUCAUUGACACAAAUGGUACAAUCUCAACAAAGGUUGAGAUUGGCUUUGCUGGCUGCUGGAUCAGACAUUGA
This is a messenger RNA of Exophiala mesophila, 708 nucleotides long. RefSeq lists its product as uncharacterized. The coding region runs from base 1 to 708 and encodes 235 amino acids. The transcript has a single exon. The record is from RefSeq and is a predicted model, not a curated record. NCBI's taxonomy places the organism in Eukaryota, Fungi, Ascomycota, Eurotiomycetes, Chaetothyriales, Herpotrichiellaceae.